Drosophila bipectinata is the source of this 2135-nucleotide messenger RNA. Its product is annotated as PIN2/TERF1-interacting telomerase inhibitor 1. Gene Ontology annotation, cellular component: nucleolus. Lineage: Eukaryota; Metazoa; Arthropoda; Insecta; Diptera; Drosophilidae. Gene Ontology annotation, molecular function: nucleic acid binding; telomerase inhibitor activity. The record is from RefSeq and is a predicted model, not a curated record.
GUUGAUUUGCCAUCUCUAUUUAUAAGAAAAUAACUGCACGUGUUGAAACCCAUGCGAAUUAUAUUUAUUACUAUUUAGUGAUUAAACUAGCAACAAUUAUUUACCCGCAAUGGCUAUGUUAGCGGAACCACGUCGCCGCAAGCGAUACAACUUGUGUCCGCGCGGCAAAGCACUCUAUGAAGACGACAAUCGAUUUGGCACCAAGAUGCUGGAGAAGAUGGGCUGGUCCAAAGGCAAAGGACUAGGCGCCAAUGAGGAUGGCAAUCAAGAGUUUGUUCGCGUAAAGUUUAAGAACGACGCCGACGGAUUGGGUUAUGAGGCGAGGGACGAUCAGUGGACCAUUCACGAGGAGGGGUUCAACGGCUUGCUGAAAUCCCUGAACGGUGGCUCCAGUGAAAACAAUGGAACCAACGGCAAAGAAUCCGAGUCUGAGGAGGAGGCGAAACCGAUGGGAUUUGGCUUCAAAGCGCCAGAGGCAGAGGCGCCAACUACAAAGAAGUUGAAGGAAAACAUCAGCGGAAUGUCGCUGGAGGAAAGGUCAAAGCAGAGUAGGGCCCGAGUGCAUUACAAGAAGUUCACUCGCGGCAAGGACUUGUCGCAGUACAGCGAGAAAGAUUUGGCCAAUAUCUUUGGCAAAAAGGAAACGUCCAAUGUAGAGACGCCUGUCCAGGUCGAGGAACCAAAGGAGGAAAAGGCAGUGAAUCCCAAUUUCGGGGGAGUGCAAACGCUGACCACGGGUGUUUCAGUAACUGAUUAUUUUAAGCAAAAAAUGGAGGCCGUAAAAAAACGACUCAAGAACGGGUCGGCAAAUGUUGCAACCGAAGAUGCCUCCAAUGGUAACCCUGAAGAAACUACCAACGGUGUUGUGCAGGAGGACAACAUCGAAGAAAGUGAUCAGGUCGAGCCUGUUAAAAAGAAGAAGAAAAAGAAAGACAAGGAACGGAAGGAAGAUCUCCCCGAAGAGGAGGAAGUUGUGGAACCGGCUCCCAAACAAAAAAAGAAGAAAAAAUCCAAAAGUUCUCCCGAAGAGGAAACAAUAGAACAAGAGACUACAAUCUUGGAAGAUAAACAAGAAAGCCUAGAAGAAUCUAAUCCACCUAAGCGCAAGAAAAAGAAGAAAAGUGAAAAAACUGAGGAGCCUGAAGAAACCCAGAAUGUUGCGGAGGAACCUGUCUCUAAAAAGAAGAAAAAAAGCGAAAAGCACGACGAGGUGGAAGAGUCCCAACCUGUAGAGGAAGAGCCAGUCCCAAAGAAGAAGAAAAAGAGUAAAAGAAAAGAAUCAGAAGAUUCGGUUAAAGUUGAUGAUGAACCUAAGCCAAAAAAGUCAGAACCCAUAAAUGCAAUCCCUCAGGAUAGCAGCCAAUUAGAGUCGAAGGACUCUAGCGAAGAAGUUGGAGAGACCUCAAAGAAGAAGAAAUCCAAGAAACGAUCGAAAGAAGAGGUCGAGGAAAUAGUCGUUACUGAAACAGCCGAAAUCACGUCCAAGAAAAAGAAAAAAUCCAAAGCAUCCUUGGAGUCCGUACCUGAAGAUCCCUCGUCCGAAGCUAACCCAAUCGUCGGCGAGGAGGCCACAACGAAAAAGCCAAAAGACUCUAAAAGGAAGCGCAAAGACGAAGUAAGUUCUGCCAGUACGAGAUCCGAUGAUAAUAGCGAGGAAGAACUCCCAAAAGACCUCUUAUCAUUGGAGGAAAUCCACGAAAGACUAAAAUCAUUCAAUACCUUCACCAUCUCUCAAUUUUGCGCAGACAAGUUCCAACUAUUCGACCUGACUGCCUUUCCGAACUCGUCGCUAGCCGGCCUCGUGGGAUAUGGAUUCAGCGAGAAUGUUGACUUGAAGGUGGUGCACAAUGAUGACGACAAAGAGCGCAUCAUAAACCUUUGGAAAAACAAAUCCGCCCUCACCCGAAAAGAAAAAAUAAAGAAAUAUUCAACAACGGUGAAGCGCGCCACGAUUCGAUCAGUGAAGAAAAGAAUAGCGUUUAAGGGUAUAUAGUUUUAGCAAACGAAAUAUAAUUCAACGUGAUUCUUAUAAUGAUUGUUUUGUACAUAAACAACUUAGUGUAGGUAGUUGGUAAGCUUCUUGGUUUACAUUUUAAUGUGUAACAAAUUAAUUAAACUGAACAAAAACCUUUAAA